AUUUGCUCGGAAUUCGACCGAAGCUAAGAAAUGAAUGCCCUCGGCAAUGGGGAUUUCUGUAAAUCCUCUGCAUUUGUUAAGGUCUCUUCCGUGUUUCUCAUAUCCCUCGUCUUCUUCUACUUAGGCAAGCAUUCCUCAGACGGUCAUCAACAACUUGUCUUCUUCAACUGGGGACAACCUCCGCAGGAGGAUUCCCAUCAAACCCCUACUGUUAUUCUCUCUCCCAACUUCAAUAGAUCUUCCGAUAUUUCCACUUUCAUUCAUCAUACACGCCAAAAUCUUAGCGGCGGUCUACAUCAAUCCAUACCGCUGCUUCCUCCACCCACUACGUCGGAUCAACUUCCCAUCCCUCCGCCGCCCCCUUUAUUGCUAUGGUUUGGUAUCGUUGAUGAAAAUGGGAAGAUGGCGGAUAACUUUGAGGUUGGAGAGAUUGACAAAGAUGGUGUCGAGAAUUUGGCUAGCGAGAAUGAAAAGGAGAUUAUGCACAGUGGUGACGAGGGGAAAAUAAUUAUUCUUGUCAACAAGUUUGGAGUGUGUCCUGAGAGCAUGAGAGAGUAUAUACCUUGUUUGGACAAUAUCGAGGCGAUUCGGAGGCUGAACUCCACAGAAAACGGUGAGAAAUUCGAACGGCAUUGCCCCGACGAAGGCCACGGACUGAAUUGCUUGGUCCCACCUCCCAAGGGCUACAGAACACCUAUCCCAUGGCCGCAAAGUCGAGACGAGGUAUGGUUCAGCAAUGUCCCUCAUGCUCGUCUAGUUGAAGAUAAAGGGGGUCAAAAUUGGAUUUCAUUACACAAAGAUAAGUUCAAGUUUCCUGGGGGUGGCACACAGUUCAUACAUGGUGCAGAUCAUUAUUUGGAUCAGAUUCAGAAGAUGCUCCCUGAUAUUGCAUUCGGUCGGCAUACACGAGUUGCUUUAGAUGUUGGAUGUGGUGUUGCGAGUUUUGGUGCCUAUUUAUUGUCGAGGAAUGUGAUAACCUUGUCAAUAGCCCCAAAGGAUGUUCACGAGAAUCAGAUUCAAUUUGCACUUGAGCGCGGAGUGCCUGCUAUGGUGGCAGCUUUUGCUACUCGACGUCUAUUGUAUCCAAGUCAGGCUUUUGAUUUGAUACAUUGCUCAAGAUGCAGAAUUAACUGGACUUCUGAUGAUGGAAUAUAUCUGCUUGAGGUCAACAGAAUACUACGUGCUGGAGGAUACUUUGUGUGGGCAGCACAACCUGUUUAUAAGCAUGAACCACUCUUAGAAGAGCAGUGGCAAGAGAUGAUUAACCUUACCUCUCGGAUUUGCUGGAGACUUGUUAAGAAGGAAGGUUACAUUGCUAUUUGGCAGAAGCCUUCCAACAACAGAUGUUAUCUAGAUCGUGAGGAUGGAACGAGUCCUCCUCUUUGUGAUUUAAAUGAUAAUCCAGACAAUGUUUGGUAUGUUCCUCUAAAAACAUGUAUUACACGUCUCCCUGACGAUGGAAGUGGAGCAAAUGUUCCCUCUUGGCCUGCCCGCUUGCAUAAUGCCCCUGACAGGCUCCAGAGCAUACAAAUGGAUGCACUCAUUUCCAGAAAAGAGCUCUUCGGGGCAGAGUCAAAGUACUGGAACGAAAUAAUAAAAAGAUAUAUUCAUGGUCUGCGUUGGAAACGACUUAAACUUAGAAAUGUGCUAGACAUGCGUGCUGGAUAUGGAGGGUUUGCAGCAGCUUUAAUUGAUCAUAAACUUGAUUGUUGGGUUCUAAAUGUAAUUCCUGUCAGCGAGCCAAACACUUUGCCGCUCAUUUAUGACCGUGGACUCUUGGGAGUUAUGCACGAUUGGUGUGAACCAUUUGACACAUACCCACGAACAUACGAUUUGUUGCAUGCAGCUGGACUUUUCUCUAAGGAGCGAAAAAGAUGUAACAUCUCAAAUAUCAUGCUUGAAAUGGAUAGAAUAUUGAGACCUGGAGGACGGGUUUACAUACGCGAUUCUCUUGCAGUCAUGGAUGAACUCCAACAUCUAGCAAAGGCCGUCGGUUGGCAUGUACUGAUUCGACUUACAUCUGAGGGCCCAAAUGCAAGUUAUAGGAUCUUAAUAGGUGAUAAACGUUUGCCUCGAAAAUGAAGAACGAUGCUUGAAAAUCCGGUUGUCCUUUAGUGUGAGAAAUGGGCAUGUUUUGUAGAAUCUCCGGAAUUGCUGUGUUGAAGUUCCAUCUUGGUUGUUAGGGAUAGAUUUAGAAGCUAAAUGUAACAACUUAGAGGUAAACAAACCUCUUUUUGUCAGAUGUUUUUAAUUUUUUUCAUGUUUAAUUUAUUAUGAAACAAUUUGGGUCUAUAGGAAUUACCAGUGUCAAUGGUAGCUAGACUUGGUCAUCCUAAGCUCAGAAAUAUUUACACAAAGGGUCGUACCCAAUUUAGAAAGCAUACAUGUAAAUGGUUUCAUGCCUACUUUAACCUUCUUCUAGGGUCUUUAGUGAAUCAUAUUUUAUUCUUUUCACUCCUCUCUAAGAAAGAAAUGUGUAAUUUAGUAUGUUUAAUUCCCAUGACUCAUUGUAUUUUGUAAUCUAAAGAUGGGUUUCAGCAUUUGUUAGUGA
Impatiens glandulifera is the source of this 2551-nucleotide messenger RNA. Its product is annotated as probable methyltransferase PMT11. The record is from RefSeq and is a predicted model, not a curated record. Gene Ontology annotation, molecular function: methyltransferase activity. Gene Ontology annotation, cellular component: cytoplasm; trans-Golgi network; endosome. The transcript has 9 exons. Lineage: Eukaryota; Viridiplantae; Streptophyta; Magnoliopsida; Ericales; Balsaminaceae. Bases 31 to 2082 code for a protein of 683 amino acids.